AUCGGAUUAAUUUAUUGUAAAGCUGCAAAAAUUGGAAUAAAAAAACUAACUCCGUUGCGAAUGGUGAGUAAGGUGAAUAAUGUAGAAGAAGAAAGAAUUGCUUGCAACGGUGUAUUAAUCACUCGACGGAUAUUACUUGCUUCAGGAACUUGUAUUUACGAAAAUUUCAAAUUAUACAAACAUGAUUACGCAUUCAUCUAUAAUGAUCAACUCAUGAAAAUAAUAAUUGAUGAAAAUAAUAUUUUCUUCAAUGAAAAUUUAAGCCGAAAUUUUGAUCCGUCUUUACGUAAUUUUGCGUUGAUAAUUAAUAAAGAAGAAAUGAAUCCACAGUAUGCAAUUGAAUAUUUCUAUCAUUUUGCUAGGAAUGAUGAUAAGAUCAAUUUCACGGAUUGUGUAGUUCAGACACCUUCAGAUUUAACUACUUUAGAUGAAGCACAUUCUUGUAUGUCUUCGGAGUAUAGUGAUACAAUUAAUAGAGUAAAGAAUGUCAAUAAAAUAAACUGUCCAAAUAUCGACAGUUUAUGGUGUGCCGUAUCACGGGCGGCAGAGAACGGAUGUCUGGUGUGUAAGGAACCGCUAAAAUGGUGUUCGUCGUUAUCAGUUAGAUCUGGAGCGGCGAUGCGAAGAGAAGCACGCCGAGUAGUCGCUGAGGGUUCUGUUCUGUUCUGUUCUGUUCCCUACACUAAGCCUAACAGCCGUGCAAUACAGCUCGCUUACAACCUCUAUGUAUUUUAUGCUGUAAAUGAACCUACCUCCCAACACAUCCUCGAGAUAUACGACGUACAACAUACGACAUACGACGUACGAUGCCCACAUCCACAGAUAUAA
Messenger RNA from Cotesia glomerata, 828 nucleotides. RefSeq lists its product as uncharacterized. Lineage: Eukaryota; Metazoa; Arthropoda; Insecta; Hymenoptera; Braconidae. The transcript has 3 exons. Bases 61 to 828 code for a protein of 255 amino acids. The record is from RefSeq and is a predicted model, not a curated record.